AUGGAGAAAGCGUCGUUUUUUCAGGUUCUAGCAUUUUUAUUAACAUCUCUUCACCUUCUAGCAACUUGCAGCUUAGCCAUGAAUAUUAGCACUGAUCAAUCUUCUCUUCUUUCCUUGAGAGCCCACAUCACUUCAGAUCCUAAUCACAUUCUUUCGACAAACUGGUCUUCUUCAAUCUCAGUUUGUAACUGGAUUGGGAUCACUUGUGGCUCUCGUCAUCAACGAGUGAUUGCAUUGACUAUUUCAGUGUCAACAAAUUCUGUGGUGAAACCACCAGAAUUUUCUCAUUUACGAAGAUUGACAGACAUUGAUCUUAGUUACAACAACUUCACCGGAGAAAUUCCAAUAGGAAUAGCCACUCUUCAGAAUUUGAAAAGGUUCGCCUUGGGAUACAAUAAUAAACUCAAUGGCUCCAAUGUGCUCUCCAUAUUCAACACCUCAACACUCAAAAUUUUGGAUCUUAGAGAAGCGGGUGUGACUGGUGAUUUACCUUCUGAUUUAUGUCGUUGCCUUCGCAGAUUGCAAACGCUUACACUUGGAUACAACAAGUUAAGCGGAGAGAUACCAAGAAACAUAUCUGAAUGCUCGAAACUUCAAGUCCUAAUGUUGUUUGAAAAUAACUUUGUCGGAACCAUUCCAAGUGAAUUAGGCACAAUUCCUGAUAAGAUUGGUCAUGUUCAUAACUUGAAGGAGUUAUUCAUUGAGGAAAAUAAAUUAACAGGCUCAAUCCCUUUAACCUUAUUCAACAUUUCUUCACUUGAAGUGUUAUAUAUGAAUGAUAACAUGCUUGAAGGACUUUUACCAAGACAGAUUGGAAAUUUAACUAUGCUUGCCUGGCUUACUCUUUACAAUAAUAAACUGACAGGUGUAAUUCCAGAUGAAGUUGGUAAUCUUCAAGAUUUGUCGGCAAUUUCAUUGGCUUUCAAUGACUUUAGUGGGUCCAUCCCAAUUGUUAUUUUCAAUAUCUCAUCACUUGUAAUAAUUGCACUCUUAGGAAACCACAUUUCAGGUAAUCUUCCUUCAACUAUAGGGAAACCACAUUUCAGUUUACCUAAUGUUGAAGGAAUAUUUCUAGGUGGAAACAACAUUAAUGGUGUCAUACCUAGUUCCAUCUCAAAUUUGACUAAGCUUACCGCCCUCGAACUCUAUAGUAAUGAAUUUAUGGUUCUAUUCCUGAAUCUCUUGGAAAUUUAA
Messenger RNA from Lycium ferocissimum, 1194 nucleotides. Its product is annotated as receptor-like protein 53. The transcript is spliced from 4 exons. Gene Ontology annotation, molecular function: protein binding. Lineage: Eukaryota; Viridiplantae; Streptophyta; Magnoliopsida; Solanales; Solanaceae. Bases 1 to 1194 code for a protein of 397 amino acids. The record is from RefSeq and is a predicted model, not a curated record.